UUCAUCAAAUCCCUAGCAGAGUCAACGUUGGCCUUCGCGGCUUUUUCUUCUUCUGUUUUACUUCCUCCCUCAAAUUUCUUCUCUGCCAAAAGAAGACACUCAUCAUCAACCAUGGCUCUUGGAUUAAUUGGUGGUGCUAUUCUGUCUUCUUUCCUCCAGGUGGCUUUUCAAAGUCUGGCUUCUCGUGAAGUGCUUGACUUCUUCCGAGGCAAGAGACUGGACGAGACGUUGCUGAAUAAGCUGAACAUCUGUUUCAUAUCUAUCAACGCUGGGAUUGAUGAUGCUGAGCAAAAGGAGAUCACCAAUCCAAACGUGAAAGCAUGGCUUAAUAAGGUCAAAGAUGCUGUUUAUGAUGCUGAGGAUGUCCUUGAUGAAAUUGACUACGAAGUGACGAAGCGCAUGGUGGAAGCUGAAUCCCAAUCUAAUACUAUGACACGCAAGGAAGGUAAAGCACGAUACGCCUCGAAAGCUACUCGCCACUUUUCAUACACAGAGAGCAUUUGGGUGAUUCUGCUAAAAAAUUUGAACGCAAUUUCAGGCACGAUUCAUGGGCUUGAUGGUGUUGUUGCUGUUGGUCCUGAAUUUUAUGGGAAUAAUUCUUGUACCGCUCCAUUUGCAUCCCUUGAGAUCCUGAGAUUUGAGGAAAUGAAGGGAUGGGAGGAAUGGAAUUGUGAAGAUGUAGAUAGUGCUUUCCCAUGCCUGCACGAGUUUUAUUUAGAAGGAUGUUCCAAGUUGAGAGAGCUGCAUAUUCCGGCACAACUUCCUUUUUUAACAAAGCUAGUCAUCGUUAAUUGCGAGCAGCUUGUGGCUUCACUUUUGCAGGCUCCAUCUAUUCAUGAAUUGGUCCUUGAAAAUGGCGGAAAGGUGCAGUUGGAAUGCCUUCCAUCAACUCUAAAAGUUUUACGCAUCGGUGAACCCUUCACAGAAUGCUUUUCAGUUGAAAAGUUUGAGAAUAUGAUUGCGGAUACUUGCCUAGAAGAAUUGCGCAUUUCUAACUGGGCUUCUCUGGAAUUCCCAUUGAUGCAUGGUCAUAACUUUCUUCAAGAAUUGCGGAUAGAAAGUUGUGACUCCCUUAGCAUGUUCCCGCUUGAUUUAUUCCCUAAGCUUCGGAUGCUGCAAUUAAGGGGAUGUGGUAAGCUUGAAACUGUGUCAAUUGUUGAGAAGCACAAUAAUCAACUCACUUCCCUUGCGUUUUUGGAAAUCAUUGAUCGCCAUAAAUUUGCAUCAUUUCCAAAAGGAGGAUUUUCUGCCCCCAAAUUGGAUCAUUUUUUGGUUGAAGAUCUAAAGAGUUUAAAAUCAUUUCCAGCGCAUAUGCACAUCCUCUUUCCAGCGUUGGAAGUUCUACACAUAACGGGCUGUCCACAAGUGGAAUCAUUUUCUGGGAGUGGUUUGCCAAGAAAUCUGAAAGGUCUUGUUAUCGGUAGUAGCCCGAAACUCACGGCCUCUCGAAUGGAGUGGGGAUUGCAUAAUCAUACUUGCCUACAAUGGUUGACCAUUCAAGAUGAAGCUGCUGAAUGUCUCCCUGAUGCAGACUUAUUGCCAUCUACUCUUACUGAACUUUAUUUUAAGGACUGUUUAAAUCUUAGAACUCUGGAUUAUAAAGGUCUUCGUUACUUGUCGACUUUGCGGAAGUUGCAUCUGAUUGGAUGUGAUAAACUCCAAUGCUUCCCGAAGGAGGGUUUGCCCAGUUCCAUCCAUUCUCUACGUAUUUGGGGAAGUGCAAAGCUUAAAAGGCAGUGCCAAAAUCAGAAAGGGCCUUCUACGUCAAAUUGGCUAGCCACUCAUCAGGAUGAUGCAUUUCAAGAUACUUGUGUUGCACUUGGCAUUAUUAGAUCAGUGUCUCCCUACAAAUGUGGUUCUGGACAACUAAGAUUAAGGGAAUAAGGUUUCAUCAUUCCUUACUACUUCAGCUCUUACCUCAAGGUGAUGGCGGCCCAGGUUUGUUGGCGCAGUGGAACCAUUUAAAAGGAAUCACUUGGCAUAAAGAAAUAAAAGCUUGAAGCUUCAACAAAACUGAAAUGUCUUAAGGAAAACAAGACAAAAUCUAUAGAUUUCAACCAUAUUAUGAGUCUUAAACCAAUUGGUUGUCAAUUACUUUCCAUAUUGGCGGCAGAAGAAAUGUCCAUCCAACCCUCUCUAAUUGUAUCUAUCAUAUCAAGAUUCUUGGAGAAAUAUUUGGGGAGCUUGACAAUGGGGAGAACAAGAGCAAGGUACAACCCAACGUCUUUGGACACAACCUCAGUCACCUUUUCUUCCAUUGACGAGCUCUCAUAAAUGGUCUAUUCAUUUCACCUUUUUCUCUUCACGUCUGGAGGUGUAAUCCUUUGCUCAUUGAUCCUGAUAUGGGAGCAGAGGAGAAGGAAUCCCAGCUUACUGAUUGGUGAUGAUCAGAGUCACAAACCAUCAGAGAUGGGAACUAAUUCUGAAUUGCCAAGCAAAGUACUAGCUAAGAUCGAAGAGUAUGCUGGAGCAUUGCAAUAGAUAAACUACUGUAAGGAACUGCAAGGAAUUGCUUAACUUAAAGGCUCACUUACCCUCUCUUUUUGCUGCACAAAAGUACAGGAGACUAAAAUUUUCCUCAAGGACCCAAAUUCUACUCUCUUCCCUGAAAUUUGAUUCCCAAGGAACCAAAUUGCUACCAACCAAACCAAGGAAUUUUCUCUUUCCUCUUCCUUCUCCUUUUCUCAAACCCAAAUUCCAGUGAACCAAAUAGGACCUAAGAUAAAAUAGCAGUAUGUGUUUUCUUAGUCGUCAUUUAUUCAAGCAUGUAAUUACAGGUCAAUAUAUUUCUCGGUAAAAAACGAAACACCAGAGGAGAUAGGGCAGAACAUGAGUGCAAACCUAAUAUGCUCUGAAGGAAAAUAGAUUACUGAUGAAAGUGGAAUCCGAGCCUCCAAAUGGUCCUUUAUGGGGAUGAAAUACCAAAAUUGGUUUGAAGGAAAAUGAAAUCCUGUUUUUACAUGAGAGAGCCAAGCCACCCCACUGGACUGCCUAGAUAUAAAAUCCCAUCAAGCAAUGAAGCUGACAAAGCGCAUCCUGAGCUGCUAAAAUCCAUCUUUUUACUGAAUCUUGACAAUCCUGGAGAAUGGAGAUUGUGCUAUUUUGGUACAACAUGCUAAAAUUACAUUCCUGUCCAUGUUAAUACUAUUGUUGUGUACAGUGUACCCUAGGAUAACUAUUUACAAUAUGUUUGAGAUUCCAUUAGCCACUUCUAUGCUGUCACAUACAAAAUUAGAAAAUGGCAUGUUGAAAGCUUUCACGGGAC
Prosopis cineraria is the source of this 3265-nucleotide messenger RNA. Its product is annotated as putative disease resistance protein At3g14460. Lineage: Eukaryota; Viridiplantae; Streptophyta; Magnoliopsida; Fabales; Fabaceae. The record is from RefSeq and is a predicted model, not a curated record. Bases 112 to 1884 code for a protein of 590 amino acids. The transcript is spliced from 12 exons.